Ostrinia nubilalis (European corn borer) is the source of this 2328-nucleotide messenger RNA. RefSeq names its product nuclear pore complex protein Nup160 homolog. Gene Ontology annotation, cellular component: nuclear pore. Gene Ontology annotation, molecular function: structural constituent of nuclear pore. The record is from RefSeq and is a predicted model, not a curated record. The transcript has 16 exons. Lineage: Eukaryota; Metazoa; Arthropoda; Insecta; Lepidoptera; Crambidae. The coding region runs from base 97 to 2328 and encodes 743 amino acids.
AAAAGUGCAACGGCUGUCGGCGGUGUAAUUUAUAACCUAAAAAUAAGUAAUUUUUAAAUUUUAAUAUAUUCUAAUCACUAUUACAGUGAUAUAAUUAUGGAAUUCAUUGAUGCAAUACCAGUCACCUUUAAAGAAAUUACACCUAAUCACAAUAUUCCAGAGAAAUGGAAGGAAAUUGUUUUGAAUACAGGUGGUACUCACAGCACCCUUCAGGAUAUAAAGUUACCUCAGAAGGCAGGGGGCUAUUGGUACAGAGAAUUAAAGAAAGCAAACACCCGAAAUCGUUUUAUCUAUUGGCAAACUACUCCAGACUCAAUAGAAUUAUCAGAAGCAUCCUUAGAUGUGAAUUUAUCUGGAGCAAAUCUGAGAUGUAAAGUACCAGGCACUCCACCGUUAAACAGUAUAACAAUUUAUGAACGUCCCAUGUACCGUGAAAUAGUUAUUUUGGCUGCCACUGUUUCCUCUGUUCAUAGAUUAACAUUCCCUCAUCCUGAAGUUUUGGAUAAGAAAUCUACAUUUGGUUCAUUGAGCACAUCAUCGCCUUCAAUAUUCCAAGAUAUAAGUGCUUUGAAUAAUCCUAACAAUUACUUUAUCCUGAAUCAAUAUACAAAUGCAACUACAGGUGUUGCCCACACAUGUUCUUCUCUACUGCGGGAAAAUGGUGAAGCAUUAUUUGCCCUAGCAUUUGGCAUUGGGGGUGAAGGAGGCCUCCUGUUAGUAAAGCUACCCGUAUCAGGAUCUGCAGUAACGGUUCCACUUAAAAGGGAGUCAGCAGUACCCAGAUUUUUAUCAGGAAUCACUGGCGCAUUAAGAGGAAAAAGUACUGAUGGCCUUGAAACAUAUGGGGUGGUGUUAACCCACAAUUUGGCAGUAGCAAUAUGCGGCGACACGUGUCUUCGCGCGUGGGGUAUCGACGAGGGCGGUGCGCCGGUCGCUGUUUCGCCUCCCCUUGCCCAAACUGUAGUCAGACCUAAGCCACCUCCACAUGGCCACAUGUUGCAGAAGUCAAUUGGGACUGAUGGGAGUGUGAUGCUGGUAGCAUAUAUCUCAUUUCCUGAUGAGUGCGAGUUUGUCGUCAUGAAGAUGCAUGAUGGCGGUGCUGGUGUUAAGUUCUCACAUAUCUGCCGUAUUUUUGGACCACAAUUGGACCUGUUUGAUUAUAGCAUUGGUUAUGGUGAGGGUACCAAUGUUAUCUGGGCAUUAUGGAGUCAGCCUGAUGGCGAAACUAUCAUAACAAGCAGUGUCCUGGGCGCGGAAGUGUCUUGGCGCGCGGUGGCGGGACGGGAGCCGGCGCCGCCGCUGCCGCAGCUGGCCUCGCACCAGCAAUACCGCGACCGCCUGCUGGCGCCGGGAUUGUUCCCGCCAUCGGUGGUUAAUAAGGCGCUCGUGAUAUACCGCCGUACAUGGGGCAGCAACGAAACGUCUAUCGACGGCGAUCUGAGCGAGGCGGCGUUGAACGCCGUCCAAACCCGCCUCAGGCACCUCAUUGCACGAGCCUCUGCUCCUGACCACUCGCAUCUGAUGCACAAGUGCUGGUCAGAUUUGUACAGUUGGUGCAUGCAAUACAUGGAAGGAUUGCAAAAACCUCUUGGUCUCAUGGUUUCUACUCACGGCAAUGAUGUAGAAAGCGGAUGGUGGUGUGCAGUAGUGCGGCGAGCCGGCAUAUCGCUGGUCCGAGAGUUGGAGCCACUCGAGCGUAUGAUGCUAUCACCCGAUCUCAGUCCUAUGGAAUCUGGAAUGGGCGCCCGCGACGGCGAGUUAUCCCCGGACGCGGUGCGCGUGGUGCUGGCUGGCGCGCGGUGGGAGCGCGCGGCGAGCGCGGCGGGCGCGCGCGAGCUGGAGCGGCGCCUGUUCGCCGCCGCCGCGCCGCAGCACCGCCUGCUGCCGCGCCUGCUGCACCUGCUGCAGGCGCCCGCGCCCGCCGCGCCCGACGCCACGCCGCACGCCGCCGACGCGCCCAUUCUCAGUCCCCAGCAAAUUGACGAGCUCACGUCAAUUUUGGAACCGAUAAAAGAUCUACAAAAUGCCGUGCUGGAGCUCAACGAUGCCCUGAGAUUAGAUGUUCCGGAGAUCGAUACUUCUAACCAUGAUGAUGAAGACACCAGCGAGUACGACAAUCUAUUCGCAAGUGAUUUGGGAGUGUCCGUGAUUACUGAAGCAAUAAGGCAAAUGGCUGAAAUGAGGUCGCGAGUGGUGCGCGGCGCGUUGGCAGCACUAGGCGUAAGCGGCGGCGCGGGCGGCGUGCCGGGCGCUGGUCAUUGCGCCGUGCAUUGGCAGGCCUACCGUGCUCUGUUAUGGCUGCGGGCUGCUACGCUUACCCGCCCGUAA